Molecule: messenger RNA, 4289 nt
Organism: Neolamprologus brichardi
Lineage: Eukaryota; Metazoa; Chordata; Actinopteri; Cichliformes; Cichlidae
Source: RefSeq, a predicted model, not a curated record
GUCAUCAAAUAUCAAUAGAACAAGAAAGCAGUGCGUCGAUAAAAUAGUUCCCUCUUCAUUUCAAAACAUAGAGCAAAGUCAGGUGGGAACAGAGGAGAAUGGACGCCCUUGCACACAUGCUUUCGGACCCUCUUGAUCCAAAAGAAGAGAACGAUGAGCAAAUCACCGAGGAGUGCAUGCUGGGGAACUGCAGAGUGAGCCUUCCAGAGGACCUCCUGGAGGACCCUGAAAUUUUCUUCUCUGUGCUGAGUGAAAGCACUUGGCGUGAAGUACUGACAGAUUCCCAGCGACAGCACCUUCGUCAGUUUCUGCCACAGUUUCCCGAGAACAAUAGUGUGGAGCAGGACAGUACCAUCAGUGACCUAUUCAAUAAUAAAAUUUUUAACUUUGGGAACCCCCUUCAUCUUGCACAAAAACUAUUCAGAGAUGGUUAUUUCAAUCCUGAGGUGGUCAAGUACAGACAACUGUGUGCCAAGUCCCAGAGGAAACGACAGGUGCACUGCCUUCAGCAGUAUUACCACAGGCUGCUGAAGCAGAUCCUCGUCUCCAGAAAGGAGCUGCUGGACUUUGCAGUACAAAAUGGUCUGGACUUUCCACAUAAAAGAAGGUUACCAACCAAAACCCAUGCAGAAAUGCGGGAGGCAAGGGUGACAAGAAGAUUGAGCCGCAUAAUGAAGGAGGUCAAAGCUGAGUGUGGGGACAGCAAUGCUUCAUCUGAUGAUGAUGAUAUAUCACCAUGGACUCCGGCACCUCAGUCACCCUCUUCUCCAACACCCACGGUCUCAGUCAGAGUGCUACCAAGCCUCUCCACUCAAGACAUGAAGAGUACUGAAAAAAUAGAACUUGGUGAGCAGGACUUAAAAGUCAUGCUGCAGAAUCAUCGUGAGAAGAGGAAGCGACAACCGGACCAUCCAGACUUGAUAACCUCUGAUAUCCACCUUGGCGACAUACUUUCAAGAGCAAACAUGGGUCGUAAAGGGACUAUGCCUUCAAGAAAGACUUAUGACACCUGUGACACUCUUGCACCUGCAGACACCCCAUCAGCUCCACCAGCAAACAUAAUCAACUCCCUGCCAGAUACACCGUCUACCCCGCUAACCAACAUUAAAGAGGAAGUUGUGGAGGAGUAUCUAAGCAGUCCCGUUCCAGUUGAAGAAAUAGUCGCCAGUUUUUUCAGCUUGCUGGAAAACAUCUUGAGGACAGAAGGUCCUGCCAGUACUUCAGUGUUGGAGGAGAAAGUUCAAAUAUGGCAGUCAUCUCCAGCAAGUUCCAUUAAUGCAUGGUUUUCUUCAGCCUCGUGCUGGUCUGACUUGGUUGUUCAAGCCCUGCAGUUUCUUGCAGGAGAGACUAAAGAUGGCAUGAUGGCACUUCCCAGUGGCUUUUCUCCAUUUGUGGAAUUUUCUGAUGAAUGUCAACAGUGGAGGUGGAUAGGUCCCACUCAGGAUACAGAGAAGGAUUUGAGUGCACUGUGUCAGUUGUGGUUAGACUCCAAAGAUUUCAUUGUCAAGACAGAAAAUGAAGAAACAUUAGAGAUGACCUCUCCCACACCGAGACUUUCAACUGAUUAUGUCGUGCGUCCCAGCACUGGAGAUGAGAGACAAGUGUUUCAAGUCCAGGAGCAGCAACGGUACAACCAGCCACAUAAGGCUUUCACGUUUAGGAUGCAUGGCUUUGAAUCUGUGGUGGGUCCAGUUAAAGGAGUGUUCGAUAAGGAGAUGUCACUAAACAAAGCCAGGGAGCACACGCUGCUGCGCUCAGACCGACCACCAUACGUCACCAUUCUUUCUCUGGUACGGGAUGCAGCAGCCAGAUUACCCAAUGGGGAGGGAACGAGGGCAGAGAUCUGUGAACUGCUGAAAGACUCACAGUUUCUUGCUCCAGAUGUCACAAGUGCACAGGUGAAUACAGUUGUCAGCGGGGCUCUGGAUAGACUUCACUAUGAGAAAGACCCCUGUGUCAAGUAUGACAUCGGCCGCAAACUGUGGAUUUACCUGCACCGCAAUCGCAGCCAGGAAGAGUUUGAGAGGAUCCACCAGGCUCAAGCUGCAGCUGCAAAAGCAAGAAAAGCUCUACAGCAAAAACCAAAACCAGCAGCUAAACCUAAGUCUGGAAGCAAAGAUGGAGGCAACAAAACUGGAUUUUUGGAAGCAGGACAGGAUAUAGGUUCUAAUCCCAUGUCACCAAUCCCAACGACACCCACUCCGAACACACCUGGAACCCCCAAAUCACCCUUACCCUCCACAGUCACCACACCAACAAAAACCAGAGUCCCAGAUACAAUCAAAACCAGCCCAGGUGUUCUUCUUGUGUCCCCUCCAUCGUUACCCCAGCUGGGAACUAUUUUGCCCACAAGUCAGGCUUGUCCACCAGCUUCACAGCCAGUUACAUCCCACGCAGCUCGUAUAGUGAGUCACCUGACGGCAGGUUCUCUUCCACAAGUACGAGUCGUUCCUGCUCAGCCUGGCCUGGGGUCAUCGGCAGGAAGUCAGCAAGCCACACUGGUACAUCAGACCCCUCACCAGAUCCGGAUGCCAGUGUCAGUGUCAGCUAAAGGAAUUUCACAGGCUGUGGUGUCUGUGCCUUUAAGAAGUCAACCUGCUAGCAGUCCAGUCCAGGUUCCAACUACAUUGUCUGUGUCAGCUGUAACUGCCAAACCUCAAUCUGGAUCACCUGGUAGCCCAGCUAACAACCCUGCUUCUCCAGCUGUGCUGCAAGGAGUCACCAGCCCAAACAUCAAACAGGUGUCUAUCACAGGACAACUGGGAGUAAAGUCUCCGGGAGCAGGAAUUCCUAUCACAGCUACAAACCUUCGCAUCCAAGGCAAAGAUGUCCUACGCCUCCCACCAUCGUCCAUAACCACAGAUGCUAAAGGCCAAACAGUGCUGCGGAUCACCCCAGACAUGAUGGCAACACUUGCCAAAUCCCCAGUUACGACCGUCAAGCUCACUUCUGACUUUCUGGGCUCUGCCUCCACAGGCGGCAAGAGCAUAUCAGCCACUCUUCACGUGACACCACCCCACCCUUCACCUUCUUCGGUGUCCAGUGCUGCAUCCUGUACUGGGGAAGUACAGACCACUAAAGCAGGACACGUUGCCUCGACCUUGUUAAAGGCUGCAGGAGACACGACCAUUCGUUUGAUGCCCACGUUGGCCGUCACUGUGGCCGACCAAAAAUCUAGGACCUUCUCCACUGUGACUUCCCCAGACAAGACUGGUGCCACAAUUCGGAUAAUGCCGGGCUUGGGUGUAAUUCCACAGAAACCAGGUCAGACCAUCACAAUGACCACCACCACUGGCAGUAAACCUCUCACAGCAAGUACAUGUGCUAACGUAGUGACCAUGCCUGCCAAUGUUGUGGCCGGUGCUAAAGGGAUCACAGUGGCUUCUGGAGCUUCGGGGUCACCUCUGACGCUAGGAACAGCUACAGCUACUGUGCGACAGGUCCCUACUACAGUUGUCACCACACAAACGGGGAAGUUACCCGCACGGAUCACAGUCCCCCUGUCUGUCCUCAAUCAGCCACUGAAGAGCAAGAGUGUUGUAACGACACCCAUUGUGAAAGGAAGCCUGAACACAAAUAUUAGCAGCCUGGGCAGAAACAUCAUUCUCACCACCAUGCCUGCUGGCACGAAGCUGAUUGCAGGAAACAAACCUGUCAGUUUUGUCACAGCGCAACAGUUCCAACAGCUUCAGCAGCAAGGACAGGCCACACAGGUUCGGAUCCAGACAGUUCCAGCGCAGCAGGUUCAGCACAUGGCUGCAGGCUCCCCCAAAUCGGUUUCAACAGUCGUAGUCACAACAGCGCCUUCACCAAAAUGUACACCUGAUACUCCACCGGCUCCACAACAGUGAUCUCAUCCUGUCAGCCUACAAUGACUCAUAGCUCAAGGAGGCUAUAUAUGUACCAGGAUUGUGUUUGUUUUAUCCAAUAUUUAUCAGAGUUUUAGUUCAGUUUGCAAGUUAAAAAACAUAAAAGCCAGAAACCUAAUUCUUCCCUAAAAACCCUGUUGCCUUUUUCUCCAAGUUGUAAGUAUUACAUGAAAAUUUUGGUCAUUUAUUAACAAAAUGUUACCUCCUGAAUUUGUUUCUCCACAUUGUUAUAAACAAAAUAUAUCAUAAGAAAAUUCAGCCUGUUUAUAAUCUUUCCAUAGAAAUUCCAGGCGCAAGUUUGUGGGAAAACUGAAAAGUCUCUUGAUAACCUCAAACAACAACUUGUCAGAUUGUAUUAAAGUGUACUAAUUCAGUUUAAUAUAAGCAAGUUGUGAUUUGUUAAUAAAAUAUUUCAAUAUA